This is a messenger RNA of Dermatophagoides pteronyssinus (European house dust mite), 2531 nucleotides long. RefSeq names its product nose resistant to fluoxetine protein 6-like. Gene Ontology annotation, molecular function: acyltransferase activity, transferring groups other than amino-acyl groups. NCBI's taxonomy places the organism in Eukaryota, Metazoa, Arthropoda, Arachnida, Sarcoptiformes, Pyroglyphidae. The record is from RefSeq and is a predicted model, not a curated record.
ACAUUCAAUCAAUGAUUUGACCAUCUUGUAGUGGCUACGAUCAACUUGACAAGAGCUAACAAAAGAAAAAAACCGAUAUCUUCUUGUUUUCUUGGCCAUCAUAUUAUAUUGUGUCGAAACGUCAACGAUCUUUAUCGAUAUCAAAAAGUUUUUCACUUGUUGUUUAGAUCAAUUUUUUUUGUUUGUUUGUUUGAAAAAUUAUUAGUGAAUCAUUUUAACGAUAAUAUAUUGAUGGUGAUUAUCAUUUGAAUUUAUUGUUGAUUUAUUUUCUCUUCAAUAUGGCACAAUUAAAUUUUUUGGCCAUUUUUGUGUUUUUUAUUCUAAAUUCUUGCCAUUAUUAUUCAUGUAAUGAUGAAUAUUUAUGGCAACCAUUAUUGAAUAUUUCUGAUAAUGUAUUUGCCAAAGCUAUUCUUCCUCAUUAUAUUGAUUUUAAUCAUGAUAUUAUUGAUAAUCAUAAUAUAAGUCAACAAUGUCGUAUGGAUAUUCAUCGUUCAUUAUUAGCAUUUAAUCAACGAAAAACAUGGUCAUUUAAAUUAUUCAAUUCAUGGGCACAAUCAUUACCAUCCGGUUUAAUGAUUGGAACAUUUACUGAUUAUGGUGAUUAUGAUCAAUGUUUAUCAAUUGAUCAUACAGAUAUUAUAUCAAAAUAUUGUUUUGUUGAUUUAUCAUUACCAAUGCCAAAUCCAAUGCCUGAUCAUCAUAAUAUUGUUAAAAAAUUUCCCGUUAUACCGACUACAAAUAAUACAAAUCGUCCAGAUUUAGUUUCAAAUGGAACAAUUUUUUAUGAUCUUUCUCAUUUGUCACCAUUAUUUUAUUAUAUUUUUAUACGUAUGGGAAUUUGUAUACCUUAUUCCUGUUCCGAUACAGAUAUUCAUCAUUUUAUUGAAAAUAAAGGCAUACAAGAAACUGGUCUUACUUUUCAUUCAUCAACAUGUACGAUUAAAUCGAAUGAAAAAUGGAUACCUAAUUUACCUCAAACAGCAGCUUUAAUAAUCUUGACCAUACUGUUUGCCAUUACAAUAUGGGCAGCCAUUUAUGAUCGAUUAGUAAUGAAGAAAAGUUAUUCAAUUACUGAAACAAUAUUACUUUGGUUUUCACCAAUUCAAAAUGCAGCUAAACUAAUUUCAGUGAAAACAUCCAAACAUGAUGAUCUAGCCUGUUUACAUGGAAUUCGAUUCUUAACACUUGUAUGGAUUAUUAUUGGCCAUACGCUUGAAUGGAAUCCAAUGAAUUUAUUUCGACAAUCUUUUUUGAUGCAAUCACGUUUAUCAUCGCUUGGACAUCAACCAUUGUUUAAAGCACAUUAUUCAGUGGAUACAUUUUUCUAUCUUAGUGGUCUAUUAACAUCAUAUGUUACAUUUAAAUAUACACAAAAUGAUUAUAGAAAAUUUCGUUACAUUCCAUAUACAUUUUUACGUUAUCUUCGUCUAACACCGCAAUUAAUAGCAUUUAUGUUAUUAUUAAGUCUUUUACCACCGUUAUAUGAUGGUCCAUUAUGGUCAACUUAUAUGAAUAAUGUUAUGGAUAAAUGUUCGUUAACUUGGUGGCAUAAUAUUCUUUAUCUACAGAAUGUGAUCGAUGUUCAAAAUAUUUGUGCUCUUCAUACAUGGUAUUUGGCUGCUGAUAUGCAAUUACAUUAUAUGUCAGUCAUUUUAAUUGGAAUGUUAUUAAGAUAUCCAAAACGAGGUAUGCUCGUCACUAAAUGUCUCAUACUAGUCUGUAUUUGUAUCAGUGGGUUAACAGUUUUCAUUCAAAAACAUCCACCCGGUGGUAUAGUCACAAUUAAAAAUGAUUUUCUUGAUGAAUUUGGUCGGCCAAGUGAAUUUCUAAAAUUUUUCUAUCAACCAUGGAAUCAUGCAAAUGUAUUUUUUAUUGGUUUUAUUUUCGGUGCCAAACUACAUGAACGUUCAGAUUGGAAUCGAAUGGUAUCGAUGAAAACAAGUAGCAAAUUAUUGUGCUGGUUAUUAGCAUUUUCCGGUUAUCUAUUCUGCAUUUAUAGUACAGCACCAUGGCUAUAUGGUCGUCCAUAUGAUCCAUUUUGGUCGGCUAUUCUUUAUCCAUUGAAUCGUACAAUAUGGGCAUUAGUAUUAACAUUAAUCAUAUGGCUUUGUAUCACUAAUAAUGGUUUAUUUAUUGGCAAUAUUCUUUCAUGGAAAGUAUUUCGUCCAUUAUCACGUAUGACCUAUUCGGUUUAUCUAACACAUGUUCUUGUAUUCUAUGUUGCUCUUGGAUCAAGACGUAAUCUUAUUGAUAUGCGUAUGACGGCCAUAUUAUCAUUGUUAACAUCAUCAAUUGUUAUUUCAUAUUUGUUUGGAUUUAUUUUUACUGUAUUGGUUGAAAGUCCACUCAUACAUUUUCUUGAUUAUCUUAAAAAUUAUUGGCUAAUUAAUCAGCCAUUAAAUUCGGAAGAAACAAAAGUCAAUAAUAAUAAUGAUAAUGAUGAAACAGAUGAAAAAAAAUUAAACAUACCAGAAUACGAUGUAAAUGAACGACAAAUACAACUAAUAUUGAAUUCAGAAUCAAAAGUGUGA